Messenger RNA from Notothenia coriiceps (black rockcod), 2693 nucleotides. It is a transcript of the gene col10a1b, whose product is annotated as collagen, type X, alpha 1b. NCBI's taxonomy places the organism in Eukaryota, Metazoa, Chordata, Actinopteri, Perciformes, Nototheniidae. Bases 125 to 2098 code for a protein of 657 amino acids. The record is from RefSeq and is a predicted model, not a curated record. The transcript has 3 exons. Gene Ontology annotation, molecular function: protein binding.
AGCAGCUGCCGCUCAGACAGACGACUCCACAACUAAGGAUAUAACAGCGCAGUGCCGGGACAGCAGCCUCCAGACCCCCUGCUGUUUCUCUGGAGCAUUAACCUACCCGGUUGAGCUUCCCAAGAUGGACCUGAGGGUGACAAGCGUUCUUCUCGUCCUCCUAGCUUUGGCUGAGGCGACCCCUGAUAGGUACUACCAUGUGCCAAAAGUGAACAAGGGGCCCUAUCCCGUCAAGAGUCAAGCCGUUGAAGGCCAGCCAGGUCCUUCAGGGCCUCCAGGUGAGCCAGGACCAAUGGGACCACCUGGACCUUCUGGGAUGAGUGGUACAGGAUAUACAGGACCACAAGGCCCAGCAGGACCUCCUGGACCCAAAGGCUACUCUCAACCAGGUAAACCUGGUGCUCCAGGGGGCUCUGGAAAACCAGGUACCCCUGGCAUCCCCGGUCAUAAAGGUGAACCUGGCCAAACUGGACCAAUGGGUGCCAGAGGUUCACCUGGUCCACAUGGAACACCUGGACCUGCUGGAAUUUCUUCUGCUGGAAAACCUGGACAAGGUGGCAUGCCUGGGGCAAUGGGACAGAGAGGAGAGUCUGGUUUAAAGGGACAUCCUGGUAUUCCUGGUCUUCCUGGCAACAAAGGAGAGAGAGGCAUUGGAGUUCCUGGGGUCCAAGGACCACCAGGCACGGUUGGACCAAUGGGCCCAUCUGGAAUGCCUGGCAAAUCUGGAGUUGGUAAACCUGGUGCCACUGGCUAUCCUGGAGAACCUGGCAAGAGUGGCACACCUGGAAGAGACGGCACUUCUGGGCCAAUGGGUAUGCAAGGCCCUAAGGGUCAUACUGGGGCUCCAGGUAUAGGAGCACCAGGGAAAUCAGGCCAGAAUGGUACCCCAGGUACGCAUGGACCUAUGGGUGCUAAAGGUCCACAGGGUCCAGCCGGUCAGCCAGGAUCCCCUGGCAUGCCAGGUGUUGGCAAAACGGGCGAAUCUGGAAUACCAGGUAGCAGAGGAUCCCCCGGUACAUCCGGAACCACUGGACAGAAAGGAGAGCCAGGCCCAACUGGUUUUACUGGUCAGCCAGGUGCUCCUGGUCAAAUGGGCCCAGCUGGUCCACAAGGUUCAAGAGGAUUCCAGGGUGAGGGAGGCCCAGCAGGGCCUAAGGGCGACAUUGGUAUGGUUGGCGCACCAGGCCCAAGAGGAACCAAGGGUGAACAGGGAGCUCAGGGUUUCACUGGUAAACCAGGUUCCCCAGGUGCAGUAGGUCCUGCAGGACUUCCAGGGCAUAAUGGUCUUCAGGGUCCAAAGGGUGCACAAGGCCAUGGAGGUGCACCAGGAGUCCCAGGCUCAAAUGGUGCCCCAGGACCAAAAGGACACACAGGACCUGCAGGAGGACCAGGAAAAAGUGGUGAUAAUGGAAGACCAGGAUCCAAUGGACCAGUUGGGCCCAGCGGUCCGUCAGGUCUUCCUGGACUUAAGGGUCAUUCUGGCCUUCCAGGCCCACCUGGCCCAGCUGGCAUGACAGCUAAGGGAAUUUCUGGUCCUCAGGGUCCAUCUGGAAUUCCAGGUGCCAGAGGUCAAGAUGGUCAUCCAGGCCCAGGCGGUCCUCCUGGUCCACCUGGCCCACCAGGAGAGAUGAUGUACCACCAUGAGAAGAGCAUGCCAAUCAAGUCCCAUGAGGUUGUGAUGUCCCAUGAGAUGAUGAAGGCCCCAAUGUCCGCUUUCAGUGCUGUGCUGACCAGAGCCUACCCCCCAGCUGCAACCCCUAUUCAGUUCGAUCAGAUUGUUUACAAUGGGGAGAACCAUUAUGACCAGCACAGUGGUGUGUUUACCUGCCAGGUCCCCGGCCUCUACUAUUUCAGCUAUCAUAUGCAUGUCAAUGGUGCUAAUGCAUUGGUGGCCCUCUACAAAAACGAGGAGCCAGUUAUUUUCAGCUAUGAUGAGUACAACAAAGGUUUCCUGGAUCAGAUGUCAGGCAGUACUGUUCUAAUGCUGCAUGGUGGUGACAGAGUCUAUGUUCAGGUCCCUGAUGAGGAGAGUAAUGGCAUAUUUGCAGCGGAUAAUGUUCACUGCUCUUUCUCUGGGUUCUUGAUUGCCUCCACGUGAUUUCAUUAAUUCAAAUACAUCUCAAAACCUUUCAAAACAUUAACAACUCGAGCAACAGAUCAGUAUAUAAAAUCACAAAUGUAGUUUUAAAAAAUAUAUAUGGUGCUAAUUUUCAAGUUUCACUGCCUCAUAAAGAUCUUUACAAAAAAAUACUUUAAUUUGCAAAAUAAUUUAUCAAUUGACAGACCUGGAGUAAAAUCUUUAAAAGGAUGGUUAAAAAUGAUCCCUUUUCCCAAGUUAACCAUGUGUGUGCCUUUGCCAUUUUUAGAAACAUGAAACAAUAUUGGAAGAUAUGUUAAGUGUUGCUUUACAACUGCCUGUAGCAUUUACAGCACGUCUUUUAUUUGUAUUUGUUUUUAUUAAUGUCUGAUGUUUAAGACUUUUUCUGUAAUAUACAAAUACUAGACAUGCAAAACUGUUGUAUUAAAUGUUAUUCGAGAUCAGCACAUUCUCACAAGCACUGUGACCAGCAAACCAACACAGCAUGAGAAUCUCAAACUGCAUUUUUUUUCAAAGCAAUAAUGUCCCAUUGGAUGUGUUAAGUUAUGUACCACUUGUUGACCAAAACACAGAAUAAAACUUCUAGUUUGAAAAA